GCCCGCGGGAGCCCUCCGGACGGGGGAGCGCGCGGUCCUGGGCUGCGGCCCGUUAAAGCGCAGCCCUGCCGGGGCCUGGGGCGCCGUGCGCUCCGCUCCCAUUUGGCGACGGCGGGCGGUCCCUAGCCUGGCCCCGGGGCGCAGCUGCCUGUCCAGGGAAGGCUUCCAGCCUCCAGGUUCAUGGACAGAUGGACUUGCGUACUUUCUGGGGACCUUCCAGCGUUCAGAGGGACGAGUCUCCAAUGCCCAAUCAUGGGAAGCAGAUCAUCCCAUUCCCCUCCGUGGACGGGAGGACUUGGAGCGGAGCAUGUGGUGCAUCUUCCGACGCUGGAGGCCCGGGCGCCAGGGCUCAAGGCCGGCGCUGGCAGCGGCCGCCCUGGGGAGCCGUGCUCUGGCCAGCGCCGGCUCCGGCAGGCGCGUGGCCCGGGGCCCGCGCCACCACCCGCUGCACCGCGCCUUCCUGAGCGCCGCGCAGCAGGCCGGCUACCCGCUCACCGAGGACAUGAACGGCUUCCAGCAGGAGGGCUUCGGCUGGAUGGACAGGACCAUCCAUGAAGGCAAGCGCUGGAGCUCGGCCUGUGCCUACCUGCACCCAGCACUGAGCCGCCCCAACCUCAAGGCUGAGACCCAGGCGCUGGUGAGCAGGGUACUGUUUGAGGGCACCCGUGCAGUGGGUGUGGAGUACGUCAAGAACGGCCAGAACCACAAGGUCUACGCCAGCAAGGAAGUGAUCUUGAGUGGGGGUGCCAUCAACUCCCCGCAGCUGCUCAUGCUGUCUGGUUUGGGGAACGCGGACGAUCUCAGGAAGCUGGGCAUCCCCGUGGUGUGCCACCUGCCUGGAGUUGGCCAGAACCUGCAGGACCACCUGGAAGUGUACAUUCAGCAGGCAUGCACCCACCCCAUCACCCUCCACUCUGCCCAGAAGCCCCUGCGGAAGCUCUGCAUCGGUCUGGAGUGGUUCUGGAAAUUCACAGGGGAUGGAGCCACUUCCCAUCUGGAAACGGGUGGGUUCAUCCGCAGCCAGCCCGGGGUCCCCCACCCGGACAUCCAGUUCCAUUUCCUGCCUUCCCAAGUGAUUGACCAUGGACGGAUCCCCACCCAGCAAGAGGCUUACCAGGUACAUGUGGGGACCAUGCGGGCCACGAGUGUGGGCUGGCUCAGGCUGAGAAGUGCCAACCCCCAGGAGCACCCUGUGAUCCAACCCAACUACCUGUCAACAGAAUCUGAUAUCAAGGAUUUCCGUCAGUGUGUGAAGCUGUCCAGAGAAAUCUUUGCGCAGGAAGCCCUGGCUCCUUUCCGGGGCGAGGAGCUCCAGCCAGGAAGCCACGUGCAGUCGGAUAAGGAGAUAGACGCCUUUGUGCGGGCAAAAGCUGACAGUGCCUACCACCCCUCGUGCACCUGUAAGAUGGGCCAGCCCUCUGAUCCCACAGCUGUGGUGGACCCAGAGACCAGGGUGCUUGGGGUGGAGAACCUCAGGGUUGUGGACGCCUCUAUCAUGCCCAGCGUGGUCAGCGGCAACCUGAACGCUCCCACGAUCAUGAUCGCAGAGAAAGCGUCCGACAUUAUUAAGGGCCUGCCUGCCCUCUGGGAUAAGGAGGUUCCUGUGUACAAGCCCAAGACACUGGCCACCCAGCGUUAAUGCAGCCACUGCUGAGGAUGAUCAGAGAAGCCCUGGGCAAGCCAGGGCGACUGACCAGCACAGCCCUGGCUCCAGGGCUCCUUCUUGAAACUGUCCAGGACACUGGGACCCAGGUGGCCCUACUCAGUGGCUGAGACCUAGAAAACAUCUCAGGGAGUGUGACCAGUACUAGUCAGCGAGUCAAAUUCAUUUUCCCCACUGUUUCCCUGUGGGCCCUUUGGGGGAGGCCAGCACUCAGGCCAGGCCCCUCCUCCCCGCCUCCUGCAGGGACAAAGCGGGGAGGUGGGGCUGGUAGAGGAGGAGGGUUAACUUACACCAUGUCCUUUCUCAUGCGCACGUGGCCUGCUCCAACCCAGGGGCCUGCUCCCUUGGCUGGAAUGGUUCUCUGCAGGCUCCCCCUUAGGGAGGGUGCUCUACACAGGGGCUGUGCGGCUGCUGCACCAAGCUGGGCUCCCUGAGCAGGAGGCUGCAAGUUUUAAGCUGAAGCCAAGCAUCACACCAGAGUCAGCUCGGCACAGGCUGGCACACAGUCCCUGGCGUCCCUGGUUAGGGCAUAGCUGCCAGUGAGGGGGAACCUAGGGUCCCCUUUCUCUCCCACCCUCCCUUCACUCACAGGGUGAGGUGAAUCCAGGGCUCAGUCUGGGUGACCGAGGGGCUUACGGCCCCAGCUCUUGUGCUCUGGUUUUUAAGAAAUACGAUCUCAGUAGAGGCUUUCUCGACCUUGUUCAAGGAAGGAAGUCACUAGGGCCUCAUUACCAAAGCAUUCGUAAUUUGACAUUUUAGAAGGUCUUCCUGUCACCAGGAAACGCAGAAGCCUAGAGCCAGCCCCUCAUACUAGGGCAGUGCUUCAUCCUGAAGCAGAGAUGCGGGGAGAACCUCUCAGGCCCUGGGAAGCGGCCCAGCGGCUGCAGCUGCCUUGCAGACAGUGCCGGUGGAUUCUUAUUCUCUGCACGUCUGUGGGAACAGACCACGUCUGUGCUGGGACAGAUGGAAAAGCACUUAAGUACAACUGGGUGAAAGAAAAAUAAAGCGGAGAAGAUUCGAGUUUUCAGGAGAAAAAAGAUACAAGUACCAUGUACAACAGCUCUUUGAUCUUUUAAUUCCUUGCAAUUCAGAAAUGUCAUCCAGUAACUUGUUAACUAAGAUGCCUUCUCCGGACUGUUCUACCAGGGAAUAACAGCUAAUGAAUCUUGGAUUGAUUUUUCUCAAGAUACCCAAAGCCACCACCUAGAGCAGGGAAGAAAACAAUUGCCAUCUGGAAACUUGCCACGCUGAGCUCAGGAUAAGGAGAAAAACUUGGGAGUUUCUGAGAAAAACCUUCCAGAAAGGUAGAAAAAAGAAAACUGCAUCACACUUCUUUUUCUUUUUUCACUUUGAGGCAUGGUCUCACUAAGGUGCCCAGGCUGGCCUUGAACUCGCCUCUUAAACAGAUGAGAUCACAAGAGUGCACCACCAUGCUUGACUUUUCUCCUUUCUUUUCAGACCUUAGGCAGCUCUUGUUUAAUCUUACCUGUAUCUUACUUUUUUAUCUUGUUUUAAAAGAUGGUCAUACAAGACAUUUUUUUUUUUUUUUAGAAGACAUUUCUAAGUCUGCCAAGAGACUUCUCCUAGAGAGUUCUCUGCCCCUCCCUGCCUGGCCCACAGCUUUCAUCCACAGCCCUCCACCAGGAGGGCCCUGCUAGCCACAGUCUUGUGGGGAAUCAGGUAGACUUGAGCAAAGCCCCUGGGCAAAGAGCUUGUAAUACCUAUAAAGCAGAAGCCAGUGUUUUGCAAAAGCAUGGUUGAAAGGGUCUAAUAGAAAGCAGUGCAUGUGCCUAGAGUUCUGAGGAGUCCUGUCCUGUGAAACAACUCUGCUUGCGCCCCACCAAAAGUGUUCCUGAGAGAGGAAGGGAAAGACCACAGAGGGGAAUAGAUCCUCCAGCAUCAUAACCGGAAAUGGCAUGUCUUAGAAAUGGGAGGUUGUCCCUUAACAUACAGCCUUUCCACUUCCGGGGCAGGCUGUGGCAGUAAUUUUCAUAAAUUCAAAUAGAUUCUUCAUCGAAGCCA
Chinchilla lanigera (long-tailed chinchilla) is the source of this 3685-nucleotide messenger RNA. It is a transcript of the gene Chdh, whose product is annotated as choline dehydrogenase. Lineage: Eukaryota; Metazoa; Chordata; Mammalia; Rodentia; Chinchillidae. The record is from RefSeq and is a predicted model, not a curated record. Gene Ontology annotation, cellular component: mitochondrial inner membrane. Gene Ontology annotation, molecular function: flavin adenine dinucleotide binding; choline dehydrogenase activity.